GUUUGAUAUUCGGAAUAUGCUCAACAUGGAAACCCGAAUCCGUUUCUCUGCCCCGCUGGCAAAGGGGGAGGAGGGCACGUUGGGUACACCCCUCAUUUCUCUUUAAAAACCCCAGGGGCAGCAAGGAAAUAUCGAAAAGUACAUAAUACCCCCCUUAUUGCGUUUUCGUGCAUCGAGAUUUAUCCUCCAUUGCUUGCUGCAACCAUGACAUCAGGCCCCCCCGCAAUUUACCCCAGCCUCCACGGCAAGACGGUGGUCGUCUCUGGCGGCGCAGAAGGAAUCGGUGCUGCAACCGUCGAGCUCUUUGCCUUACAGGGCUGCAAAGUGCUUUUCUUGGACAUCGCCAAAACCGCAGCGCAGCAGACCAUCGAUCAUGUUAUUUCACGAUCCAAAGAGGCCAGAGAGCGUCGGGGUCCCUCAAUAAAAGCACCGAUCUUCUAUUAUUGCAAUCUUAUCAAUCUCUCUGACCUCGAAGCCAUUGCAACAAAGAUCUUGGAAGAGCACGGGCCUGUCCACGUCUUGGUCAACAACGCUGCCGCGACGGGUAGUAGCGCGCGACUCGAUACGUCAAGCGUUACGCCUGGAGCCUGGGAUUUCAACGUUAAUGCGAAUCUGAGACAUGUGUUUUUCCUGUCUCAGUUCUUCAUCCCAGAAAUGAAAAGCGCUGGGGGUGGUAGCAUUGUCAAUGUGGGGUCCAUUACCUGGCGCAUCCCGGCCGCGGGUCAGCCGGUAUACGGUGCUUGCAAAGCGGCGAUCAUGGGACUUACCCGGGUGCAGAGCAAGGAAGUUGGAGGGGCGAACAUUCGAAUCAACAGCGUCAUGCCGGGGGCAAUUGCGACGCGAAAACAGAGGGAGGAGGUCCUUAUGCCUGAAUAUCGCACCGAAGUCAUGCAGGCGCAAAGCUUACAACGCGAUCUGCUUCCCGAGGAUGUUGCAAAGGUAAUUGUGUUUAUGGGGAGUGAUGAGGCAAGCGGGGUGACAGGGAGCACAUAUGUUGUUGAUGGUGGCUGGGUUAGCGAUCCUUGAGGCGACCAGAAGAAUAUUUUGACGGUCAUGUAGCGUUGACAUGGCAAACUCAUCUUGUGCUUAGGGUUAGGAACAAUCAUUCUUAAUUUAUAUUCAGUAUUAGAGAAUUCCGCAAGAUCUCUAAGGCUAACACUCUUUGGCAAAAUGUUCCAAAGCUAUUUAUUUCUCUUUUGGAUGCAAG
Molecule: messenger RNA, 1207 nt
Organism: Aspergillus ruber CBS 135680
Lineage: Eukaryota; Fungi; Ascomycota; Eurotiomycetes; Eurotiales; Aspergillaceae
Product: SDR family NAD(P)-dependent oxidoreductase
Exons: 1
Coding region: 205-1026 (273 amino acids)
Molecular function (GO): oxidoreductase activity
Source: RefSeq, a predicted model, not a curated record